This is a messenger RNA of Dermacentor albipictus, 2209 nucleotides long. Lineage: Eukaryota; Metazoa; Arthropoda; Arachnida; Ixodida; Ixodidae. The record is from RefSeq and is a predicted model, not a curated record.
GAAGAAGACGCCGAGUAGUACGGUAGUGCCCACAACGGCUCCUGCUUUCUUCGAUAUUUUCGUUAAGAAAUUCAUCUCAAUCUCUAUGAUUUCUGCACCGACGGAUGCAUAAAGAAAAGAGGAACCCACAGAUACCAACUUUUCUACGGUGGGUGGCCUUUUCGUUGGUUUUUCGAGCUGCUUCUCUUCCGUGACGCCGCGCUCCCCUCAGUCUGACGGCAAGGCCUAACCAGCGCUCGCCGGGCAGGGUUAGCCCCGCCUCGUCAUGGCAGAGAGAAUGGUUGUUGCAACGGAUGGAGACGAUCUUCCGCCGGAAGAAUUUGGUGAAGAGCACGGCUGGCGCUCCGUCGCUGUCAAGAAAAAUGCCCUGCGCGCCUCUCGUCGCGACAGCACCCGUGCAGCGGCAAGCAGUCAGGGGCACCGCGAGCGUCUCAAUGGCAGCAGAAAGCCCAUUAGCCUAAAGCACAAGAUCAUCAAGUCGUCGCGAAUGCCUCAGCUCCCGAAGGAACACUGGAAGAUUAUCGCCCGCCCCAGGGGUGGUCUGGAUGUUCAGAAAACGGGCUCCGCUCGGCUUGGUCGGGCCGUCGCCGCCGCGGCAGGACUCACGUCCGAGCAAGCUAGCCAUGACAUCGUCUGCCCCAACGCAACACAAAAUAUUAUCGUCCUCAGCACCGCGUCUCGCGAUAACGCAGAUGCUUAUCUAAAAAUGAAUUGCAUCACCCUGGGCAUCAAGCAGUACGAACUCAGCACUUACGAAGCCGCACCGCACGCCACGUGUAAGGGUGUCAUACGUCAAAUUGAUGUGUCGGAGAGCCAGGCCGACCUAGACAGAAGCAUUCUCAACGAGAGAAAUCCGUUAGCCCUGGGAGCCAGGCGAAUCAAGAAUAGCGAAACGGUAGUCAUCGUUUUCGACGGCUACAAGGUCCCCAACUUCGUAUUCUACGGCUCGGCGCUAGUCAAGUGUUCCUUGUACCUCAGGCAGCACGACUGCUGCUAUGCCUGUGGUAGACUAGGCCACAGAGCCGACGUCUGCCCAGCGCCGGAGGACAAGCUAUGCAGGAAAUGUGGGGCCAACAACCCCGACGACAACCACACCUGCUCGCCUACUUGCAGCCUCUGCGGGGGCCCGCACGCCACAGCGGACAAGAUUUGCAAGCAAAGGUUCCAACUCCCGUACAUCGUUCGGCGGAGGAGAAGGGAAAGAAAUGCGGAAUCCAGGAAGCGAGACCCGUCACCAGCGCAGACAAGCGCCGACAGCGAACCAGCUAGAACAUCGAGCAGGCGCUCCCGCUCGAGAAGCCGCUCGAGGUCCAGCUGUUCCCGGUCCAGGUCCAGGAGCCGUUCCAGGUCGAGGUCCCACGGUCGCUCCAGAUCGGGAAGCCACUCCCGGGGCCCACAGAACAGGGUCCGGUUCGAGGAGCCAGCCGGUGCUGGGAAACAAGGCGCCACUUGGGCAGACAGGGUGCGGAGUGGAGGAAGAACUGCCGUAAAGGUAACUGGGGGUGCGGCGCCAGAGCAUGGUUCGUCGGAAAUAGCUCAGCUUAGAAAAGAAAAUGCCGAGAUGCGCAGCAUAAUUGAGUUAAUGCGAGCCGAAAUAGCAGAGCUCAGAAAGGCUAAUCAACCUCACCACGUCCCAGUCCCUUGUUCAACCCCCUCAGGAAUCCCUUCGGCGACCCCCUCUCCCCAAACCCCUCGGGGACCUCACGCCGUUCCAGUCCCUAGUUCAUCCCCUUCGGGGACCCCCUCUCCCCAAACCACAGACGUUCCCAUGGUCGUGGAUGCGAGCCACUCGGGCAACCCAGCCAAAAGAAAGGCCGUUCCCAGCAUGCCCGAAAAUGUACCGGCUAAAGCCAAGUCCGAAGUCAGAGAAAUGUUGAAUUCAAUCUGCUACGAGAUCAAGAAGAUUACCGAUCGACUAUCUGCAGUGGAUCAGCGACUCUUGGUCGUGGAUCAGAAGUUAGACGCACAAAACGUCAAAAUUCAAUGCUUAGAAAACAGAAUGCCAGAGAUAGAGUCCAAGGUGCAGCAAAUGGACAUCAUGACGUCAACCCACGUACGUCCAGUUUACUUCACGGAUGGCGCGUUGGUACCUACGCCGCCAUCACUGCACAUUCCCGGACCGAUUAAUAGAACCACCUCCCUCGAGACCCUAGUAGCAACGCCGGAAGGCGCUCUAUGCAGCAAGGAUGGCGCCACACACCCAAUUUAG